Molecule: messenger RNA, 822 nt
Organism: Prunus armeniaca (apricot)
Lineage: Eukaryota; Viridiplantae; Streptophyta; Magnoliopsida; Rosales; Rosaceae
Source: the annotation of a GenBank genome assembly
AUGAUUUUCUUGGAGAACGAUCCACCGUAUGAUGGUGUCCGUAGCCAAAUCUUUGCUCUCAAUCUUGUCCUGCCUCCUCUAGAAGUUUAUGCCAUGGUCAUAGGGGAAGACACUCGUCAGUCUGCUAUGCUCGGAGGAGGUGCGAUGGACCAAAAAGUGGAUCCUGCCCGUAACGAUCAGUCGCCUAUUAGAAUACGAACGGUCGUCUGUCGUCUCAGAGGCCCACAUCUUCCAAUGGUUCUCAUCCUUUUUAAUGUUCUUGUUAGUGUUGUCAUUGCAAUGGUGAUCAUUACUCUAAAAAGUUGUUUUAAGGAGCAUGAUUACUUGGAUUGGUUUGCUGACUACAAAGCUCGUAUGUAUGGCCCCAAGGCUGCUUGUACUAUGACCCAAGACGGGCCAAUCUUUAAGCCCUGUCUGCAAAUUUGUGUGUUUCUGAGACUAUGCCAGUUUCAUGUUCGAGUCAAAGUGUUUCAGACUGAUAACAGAGGUAAAUAUGUGAAUAAUACAUUGACUUGUUUCUUCCGUGAUCAAUGCAUUAUUCACCAAACUACCACUUCAUUCACUCUUCAACAGAAUGGUGUGUUUGAACAUAAGAAUCAUCAGUUACUUGAAGUUGCCCGCUCCCUUAUGUUGGACAUGUAUGUUCCCCAUCACCUUUGGAACCAUGGUGUUUUGACCGCGACCUAUUUGAUUAACCGUACUCCUAGUCGGGUUCUUGAUUUCAAGACUCUGCUUGAUGUGUUGUGUGCUCAUACUUCUCCGGUUUCUGUCUCUAAGUUACCUCCGAAGGUGUUUGGAUGUGUUGCAUAUGUUCAUGUCUAA